CUGGGAGUACACGUGUAGUCUUGGAUGUGGUGUUCCAGUACGUAUAAAUACCCCCCGAGCCCUCUUCACCUUUCCCUCGGUACUCCAUCAAGAAAUUGAAGUCCCGAAGAAGAAAAAGAGAGAGAGGGAGGAGAAAUGGCGGACAAGUCGGAUAUGAGGUACAAAGCUGGACAGGCUACAGGUCACGCUCAGGUCAAGAAGGACGAGAUGGCGGAUAGUGCGCAUAAUGCAGCUCAGCAAGCAGGUGGUUAUGUGCAGCAUGCUGGAGAUCAGAUGAAGAACAUGGCUCAAGGGGCAGCGGAUGCCGUGAAGAAUGCCGUGGGGAUGGAAGGCAGCACCACUACUACUACUACCAAGCGUUAGAUAGAGUCUCCGUUUGCAGCCUUCUGUUUCCCUAGGCUGUCUUUUGUUGCAGAUGAAGUGAGGGAAAGGAAAUGAAGAACAUUUCCCCUCCAUUUUUUAUUCUUUUAAUUUUUUUAUUCCUCUUCUUCCCGGUGUUGAAUUAAUAAGCUGGGAGACUGGCUGCAGAUUUUUGUUUUUAACAACUACGUACUAUCAGUUUUUUUGAAGUUUUGGAUUCAACUAGUGGAUUGUGAUUGAA
Messenger RNA from Phoenix dactylifera (date palm), 601 nucleotides. The record is from RefSeq and is a predicted model, not a curated record. Lineage: Eukaryota; Viridiplantae; Streptophyta; Magnoliopsida; Arecales; Arecaceae.